AAACGAACUGUGCAGUUCUCAACGCUGUCAUCACUGCCCGUCCCUUCCCUUCCCUCUCAGCCAAACAAGUAGAAAAACUAGAAAAAUUUUACUCACAUUCCUCCAAAGUUCUGUGAAACCAUAGUCUAAUUCAAUGGAGAUCGAUUCAUCGAAGAACUCUACUUGCUUGUUCUUCGACUAUGGCUUAAUGGAUGAUAUCUCCGCCGUCUCCGGAUUCAGUUGGCCAUAUCAAGCUCUCAGCUGUUCUACUAAUGUUAGUGCGGAAAUUUACUGCUCAUUUGAGGAUUCAGAAGGCCUAAAGGAAGCAGGCUCCUGCAAACGGUUAAAAUCCGAAUCAUGCAGAAAAUCUGGCUCCAAAGCAUGUCGGGAGAAAUUGCGACGGAAUAGGCUGAAUGAGAGGUUCCUGGAACUGGGUUCCAUACUUGAUCUUGGAAGGCCACCAAAAACAGAUAAAGAAGCUAUUCUUAGUGAGGCUGUCCGAAUGGUGACUCUACUGAGAAGUGACUCCCAGAAGAUGAAGGACUCAAACGAAGAUUUGCAAGAGAAGAUAAAAGAAUUAAAGGCUGAGAAGAAUGAGCUCCGUGAUGAGAAGCAGAGGCUAAAGGCUGAUAAAGAGAAGUUGGAACAUCAAGUGAAAGCCUUGAGUGCACCAACAGGCUUCCUGCCUCAUCCCUCAGCGGCUGGUGCUGCAUUUUCUGCUCAAGGACAAGCUGCUGGCAACAAGUUGAUGCCUAUUAUCGGUUACCCUGGAAUCGCAAUGUGGCAAUUCAUGCCCCCUGCCCUGGUUGACACAUCGCAGGAUCACGUGCUCCGCCCUCCAGUUGCUUGAGAGAUCUCAAUGGUCUGUCUGAAUCUAUUGUUGUCAUUGAAUAUGUCGAGUUUUUGAAGCCGAAAAGACUUGAUUAGAUGAGCAAUCGUUUUUUAAAGACCGACUCAUUUGUGUAUCUUCUGAUUGCUUGUAAUAUACAAUAAAGCUUUCUGUUGGUUUAUGCUUCACGGUUUAUUACCUGAAUGAAGCCCGAUAAAUCGCUGUAAAAAUGUUUCGGUUUUCUUCUGUUCAUGGAUACUUCUUUCAUGAAUAUGCUA
Ilex paraguariensis (yerba mate) is the source of this 1086-nucleotide messenger RNA. The record is from the annotation of a GenBank genome assembly. NCBI's taxonomy places the organism in Eukaryota, Viridiplantae, Streptophyta, Magnoliopsida, Aquifoliales, Aquifoliaceae.